AGCUAGAGCACGGUCGGUCCAAAGGCAUGUCUGCUACAUGUCUGGAGCCGAGUGGUUUGACUCAUCAUUUACGCGAAAUGAGUUAACUUACAACGAAAGGUCUCGCUCGAGCGUUGUCUAUUUCGGACAUUGAAAUGUUACGGAGACCUAAUUGGACAAGGAGAGCCGCCCCUUUCUGGUCGGUGCAUCGAUGCUGUGUUUUGUUUUGACGUAAGUGACGCGGCGGGCGCUAGAGAGGUUGGAGUGCUGCAAUGCAAAUAACUGUGCGUGCUGAAGUUGGAGUGUUGUUCAGCCCUAAAAAUUGUGCAGAGCUGAAGAGACACUACUCCCCUGCCGUUGUGAGAUGAACUGCUUUACCUGAAAGAAAAGGCUCCAUGAUGUCGAAGACGCCGGGAGAGAGUCGGAUACCGACGCUGUUCUCGGGCCCGCGGCGGCCCAACGGCGGGCUGACGACGUCGCUGGAGUCGCGCCUGCCCCGCGCCCGCGGCUCCGUACCGGGGUCGCCGACGACGUCGUCCUCGUCGUCGCUGAAGGGUUCGGCGCCGGGGUCGCCGACGGCGACGCGGCGCGAGAUCCGGAGCAGAGGGGUCACUCCGGACCCUGGCCCGGAGCAUGGUGGCGGCGCCGCCCCCGGCAGCGCCAUGCCCGCCGUGCGCCAGAGCCUCAUCGGCCAGGGCCGCGUCAACAAGCUGACCAAGUCCGCCAGCGCCUCCAGCACCAGGGGCAUGGCUGCAGCAUCUUCCGCGCGGCCUUCACGCCCCACGCGGCCCACCAGCUUCCCCAAGCCCGUGGUGUCCGAGGCCGCGCCCAGGCCCGUCAUCGACUCGACCACCAGGGAGUCGUCGCCGGCCUCGGACCGAGCUGUUGCGGCCCAGCAGCACGGGGCGGUGCCGGAGGCCGUGGUUGCGGCCGUGGCCGCCGCGGCCGCGAACGUGUGGAGCUCGGACUGCAUCGAGGCGAGACACGUCGGCUGCAGAGUCCAGAUCGCGGGCGAGAAGCUGGGCACGCUGAGGUACUUCGGGCCCAUCGCGCUCGCGUCGGGCGACUUCUGCGGCGUGGAGCUGGACGAGCCCGACGGCAAGCACGACGGCACGGUGCGGGGCGUGUCCUACUUCCGGUGCGCGCCGCUGCACGGCCUGCUCGCCCCGCUGCACCUCGUGCGCCUCUACGACGGAGGCUGCAGCAGAGGGGGCAGCGACGGCGGCAGCAGCGUGCCCGUCAGCCCCGCGCAGGCCGCGCUGGACCAGGUGGACUCGGGCCCGCACAGCAUCCUCGACAUCGACCUCCUGGUGGGGCACGACGGCCAGCCACAGCCGCAACGACAGCAGCACUUCGACCUCAACAAGGAGGCCUUCUCGAGCAUGGCGUCCACGCCAACGUCGGCUGGUCUGUGCGAGGACCUCAGCCCUGGACACUACUUCGGCCACCACGGAGUCGCACAGCAGCCGCCGCACUUCCUGCACCUCAUGGAGAAGCAGAACUCGUUCGACCUGGACGAGAGUCUCGGCAUCCUCACGCCCGACCAGAUGGCGGACGGCUUCACCGUCUGCGACGGCUCUAGUCCCGAGGAGGAGGCGGCCGCCGCGGCGCUGGACCAGCACGGCGGCGUCCAGACGCACGAGGACGAGCGCAUGGAGGUGGAGGAGCACGUGGACGUGCACCAGGUGGUGGAGAUGGUGGACUCGGCCCUGCGCUGCACCGUGGGCAUGGACGUCGACGCGCUGCCGGACGACAUGAUGGCCCAGGACGCCGCGCCCACCUCGCAGGCCGACGUGGCGAUGGACUACCUGCUGUCCUCGCGGCGCGACGGUGGCAUGUCCACGUCGGACUGCGUGAGCGAGGCCAGCAAGACGAGCGGCAUCGUGCUGGCGCGCCUGGACCGCACGCCCUCCGUGGAGGAGCUGCCGCUGGACGCACAGCAGCAGCCCGCCGGCCAGGGCACCCCGGGCCAGGGCACGCCCGGCCAGGCCACCCCCUCGCGCGCGGCCCGCGGCGGCAAGACGCCCAACUCCAUCAUCACGAGCGUCACGAGCAUCGCGAGCCUGGACACGGGCUACCAGGGCGACGGCGAGUGGAGCCGGCCGGGCAGCAGGGGCGCCGACGCCAUGACGGACUCGGACCGGCACUCGCCCACUGCCCACCACCACCCUCACCCCGGCCACCCGGGCCACCCGGGCCACCCGGGCAUCAAGAUCAAGGGCACCGCCGUCGACCCCAUGACGGACUCGGACUUCUUCACCGAGUCGGACGCGGACAUGCAGGAGGAGCGUCUGGGCAUCGCGGGCCACGGCGGCGACCGCCUCGCGCAGGUGAUCGACGGCACGCUGUACGGCGGCGCCGGCAACGGCCAGGGCGGCGCGCACCGGCCGCAGCCGCAGCACAGCGAGGACAUGGACUCCAGCGGCAUCUACUCGGACCUGGAGCGGCCCUCCUCGCAGCCCGCGCAGCAGGGGCCGCUGCACUUCAUGGAGGGCCGCACGCUGGCCAGCCUCAACCAGGAGCUGGUCGAGACGCUCAAGAACAUGCUGCCCGUCGCCGAGGCCGAGAGCAUGGAGGACCGGGGUGCGGAGGACACGGGCUCCAUGACGUCGCUUGUGACGGUCAAGUCUCUACAGCACCACCAGCAGCAACAGCAGCAGCAACAACAACAGCAGCAGCAGCAACAGAAUAUACCUGGACCGGCGACGGUGGCGUCGUCGCCGCCGAAACCCCGUGCGAUCAAAGAGAUCAAAAAGUACAAGAUGCCCAACCGGAACGUGACGUCCAAGGUGAAGGCCAUGAUGGUGACGGUGAAGCCGUCGGACGAGCAGGAGAACACGGCGCCGCCCAAGCGGGCCCACAAGCCCGUGCCCAAGAAGUGGGAGGCGGUGAUGCAGAAGAUCGCGUCCAACGCGGAGGAGCAGAGCAGCAAGCUGGCGCGCCUCAAGGACGUGAAGGGCAAGGUGCUCUCCAGCAUGGGGGUGUCGCUGCAGCCGGCGGCCCCGCUCUCGGCGCGCGGCUCCAGGAGCGCCUCCAGGAGCAGCAGCAUCACGGCGCUCAACGCCACCAGGAAAGCGUCGGCCUUGUCCUCUCCGCGGAGCGCCGACCAGCGAAAGCCCAAGAGCCGCCGCCACCGCCUGGAAGGCCCGUCGCCCUCGUCCGCCUGCGUGACGCCCGUCUUGAGCCCGGACCAGCGCAGCGCGGCCUGCAGCCAGGCGUCCACCCCCAGGUCCUCGCUCAGCGACGUGAGCCGGGCCAGCAGCGCCAACAACCGCACGGGGCUCGGGCUCGCCGCCAACAGAUCCAAGAAGAACCGGAGCUCGAGUCCGCUGAGCGAUGCGUCCACCAACUCGACUACUCGAACGAAAAGUGCCACCCUGCCGACGCCCCGCGCCACCGCACAUGGAGGCGCGCGGGAGCGGUCGGCCCGCGACAAGGCGGCCGCGGAGAACGCCGAGGUGCUCAAGAAGAACCAGCGCAACAAGACCACCGUGACGCCCAUCAUGCCUCGCACUGACAAGGCGUGGAGCGGCAGCAGCAACCGCGUGGCGUCGGCCGCCGUGGCGGAGAAGCAGCAGCAGGCGGCGUCGGCGGUGAAGAGCCCCUCGCCCAGGAAGGCGACCGCUCAGCGCCGCGCCACGCCCCUCAAAGAUCACAAUGGCAGACUGGAGCCUGUGGCGAAGCAGACGCAGCAGAACGGGGUGUCCGCGGCGCCGCUGCCCGCCCGCCGCAACCUGACGGGCAGCCUGCGGCCCAGCCCCGCGGCCGCCCCGCAGGGACCCUCGCCGCAGGAGGUGGCCGCCGAGCUGCGGAAGAGGCUGCUGCCCGACCUGCGGCACAACGCGGCCGCCUUCGAGGCCAUGGCCGUCCUCCUCGACUACACCACCACGAAGCUCGGAGCGUUCGCCGUGCCCGCGCUCCGCCGAGAUCUGGAGAAGACCAAGACGAACAUGGCCAGCACGGUCGCCCAGCUGGAGGAGGUCCGCGAGCAGCGCCGCAUCUUGGAGCGGGAGCGUGACGAGGAGCGCGAGGCCCGCGCCGAGCAGGAGGAGCGCGCCCGCGCCCUGGAGGCGGCCGCCCGCGAGCGCGAGGAGGAGCUGCAGCGGCGGCUGGCCGGCCACAGCGACGAGCUGGACACCCUGCGGACGGCGCACGCCGGCGAGGUGGCGACGCUGCGCGGCCAGAUGGACGCCCGCGCCCUGGAGGCGGCGGACGCGGUGGCCGCGGCGACGCGCGGCCUCCGGGAGGAGUACGAGCUGGAGCUGGACCGGGUGACGCGGCGCCACGAGGAGACGCUCCGCGCCGCGCUCGGGGCGACCCGCGCCGAGGCGGAGCGCGAGGCGGCGCAGCUGGGCCAGGAGGCGAUGCGGCGCGAGGCCGAGCUGGCCGCGCAGCUGGCGGCGACGGGCGCGGCGCACGAGGCGCUGCGGGAGCAGUCGCGCCGCGUCAUGGACUCCAUGAAGAGCGACAAGGACGCGCGCACGCAGGCGCUGGCGGCGCGCUGCCGGGAGCUGCAGGACGAGGUGGACUCGCUGCGCUCCGUGCUCGAGCUGCGCUGCGACGAGCUGCAGAAGUCGAGGCGCGAGAACGACGCGCUGCGGAUAGCGGCCGACCAGCUGCCGGGCGCCGAGCAGCGCAUCAGCACGCUCACCGCGCGCCUCGAGGACCUGCAGGUGCAGCUGGACCGCAAGGGCGAGCUGGAGGGCCGCCUGGUGCAGGAGAACAGCGAGCUGCACCAGUCGUUCAGCAAGGAGAUCAAGGAGAAGCAGAUGCUGUCGCUGCAGAACGAGCAGCUCCAGUUCAAGCUCAAGCAGAACACCGAGGUGGUGAACGCCCUGGCCGCCAACAUGAGUGACUUCCACGACGUGUCGGCUAUCCUGAACGCUUCAAUGAACGGCGUGAGUCUCCCAGGAUCCGACAGGAGCCGAAGGUCCACCACCAAGUCGAACAACAACAACAACCGGGGCGUGGCGUCGCCGCCCGAGUCGCCGCGCGUCAAGGGUGUGGUGGAGAAGAGCGAGUCGGUGUCGUACAUGCUGGAGAUGGAGGCGGACUCGACGGACGACGUCGUGGCGCGCAUCUACCGGCGCAUGGCGAGCACCCCGAUGGCGUCCCCCGCCCACGCCCCGCACGCGCCGCAGUCGCCGCACCCGCGCAGCGCGCCGCCCUCGUCUCGGCGCUCCAACCCGCUGGCGGCCCUGCAGGCCUCGCAGCAGCAGAUGUGCCCCCUGGCGCAGUCCGCGUCGGCGACCACCAUCUCGUCGCCGUCCCGGCCCACGCCCAAGCAGCGGACCAUGUCGGCGACGCUGCGCGUCCGCUCGCGGUCCAUCUCCUCCGACUCUGGCGAGUGCCUGUCCUCGGGCAACUGGAGUCCCCCGGCGUCGCUGCCGCCCUCUCAGCAGCAACAGCAGAGGCUGCAGAGGCGCUCCCCGGACGUGGUCGACGAGGGCUUGCUCGCGCCGAGCUCGGGGAUAGGCUACGACUGCAGCGACAUCGAGGACUUCUCGUCGUCCAAGUCGUCGUCCAUGAGCUGCAGCUCGGAGAGCUCGGAGCUGGGUGGCGCCAAGGAGCACGACCAGCACGUGGGUGAAGAGGAAGAGGACGACGAUGACGCCGAGCAGCCCAUGUUCCAGCACCAGCAGGACCUCAUGACGGCGUCGUGCGGCAGUGUGACGCUCCCCAAGGACGCCGGCGGCGAGGCCAUGAUCUGCUCCGAGGAGAUGAACGAGGACGAGGUGUCCACCAACGGGCUGCACUCGUCCUGCGAGGAGGACGCGAGCUGCUCGGAGGACGACGACAGUCGCGGUGCUGGUGUUGGUGGUGCGGGCAGGGCCCGGGCGGGCCUCGCGGGGCUGCCCAGGCUGUCGCUGCCCAUGACGCCCACGGCGGGCUGCGGGCAGUCCGCCAUCAACACGCCCAUGGACUCGAGCUGGUCCGAGGACAUGGAGCUGCCCGUGUCGCUGUCCGAGACCACCUGAGCGGGAGGAGUCAGGCCGCGGGGUGGGGGAAGUGAAGGGGGAGGGGAGUCUGAGACUCAGUGACUGAACAAGAGGAAGACGGAGGAAGGACGGGUAAAACUGUUAGCGCCGAGCGCCUGCCAUGGAAACGUAUCUGACUGUUUUGUGCUGUCGCCAAAGUCGAGCGUAUCAAUUUUUUGCGCUGUUUUGCCAUCUUCCCCCUCUGCAAUGCUUUGAUUACCUGAACUGACUAUUUUAUUGCGAGUGAAAUGUGUUGUCUCGCGUAUAUUGUAGGCGCCGCAUCUUUUUGCAGUUGUUGGCCGCAGUAUAAGUGAAGGCUUGAUUCUAGUCGAAAAAUCCAAAGGGAGUCCAGUACAACUUUUUAUAGCGGAAGGGAUUACCUCUCCGUUGCCAUGUAAAGCGCGAGUGGAGGUCCAGUUGGCGCUCGUUUUUGCGCUUCAUGUCGUCAUUACAUUGGGUGCCAGAUGGAUCGCUACCACAGACUGGACUGUUUAAAGCGCUAUGUCAUAACAUAUGGUGAAUGGUACUGAGGCUGUUAUUUGUAAAUAGGCAUUGUCAUGGUGGGUUCCUCAGUAUUAAUGUCCCUUUUAUAUUAAUCUAUCUGUUAUUACCAUAUUUGUCUCAAAGAUGAAUAUUAUCCCUUUUGUAUUUUACUUUUGAUUUUAGUACUGAAAGUAAUUUUACAUGCUAUGUUGUGUAUUGAAAAUUGUAAGUUUUAGAAACAUGUUUUGUUUUUAAAUGAAAAUAUUGUUUCAAAAUCCAAGUCACCAAAUAAAACGUUUCAUUGAGCUUUCAUUGGUUUUAAUUGUUGACUUGGACUCUGUUCUGAAUUUUUUGAAUGUUAUUUGUCAUUUGCGGUUGAAUCUUAUGUACAUUUGUAUUUGUAUGUAGAAAGGUUGCUGUAAAUUUGAAGUGAAUUGAUAAUGGCUGUGGAAUUGUUUCUGCAUGCAGAUGUGUAAGGAAUUUUAUUAGAUGCUAACUUUUUAGAUUGUAUAUAUAGAUGUGAAUGUAGGUCUGGAGUUGUUGGCUUUCACAGGACAACUGCUGCUGUUAAAUCUUUACUAUUUCUUUGCAUUAUGCAUUUAAUGUCUUACUGCUACUCUUAAAACAUUGCGUUACUGAAUUGUUUGAGUUCAUUUACUGAUACUUGUUCUCACAUCAUAUGAAGUGUAAGGUUUUUAUUUACCUAAUUUCAACCUUAAAUAUUUUAAAAUGAUCUUUAUGAUUUUCUUAGAUCCAUCGGCUUGCAUAGCUAAUCCAGUUGCCUUUAUUAAAAGUUUUUCAAGUUUACUGCCUGCACAAGUGGAUCUCCAUUUUUGAAUUAUCUGAAAAGGUGGUGUAGUAAAAAUGCUCUAGAUUUCUCAUUCUUUACCGUAGUAAUGUGUAGAAUAGCGUUGCAGAAGCGCUUCUCAUCCGACAUGUGAAAUUUGUUUGCAAUUGCCAUAUUUAUUCUGUUAAUGUAAAUACUUGUGUCCUCUUCCAUUAUGUUGAUCCUAUUAAAAGAAUUUAUCAUCAA
Frankliniella occidentalis (western flower thrips) is the source of this 7473-nucleotide messenger RNA. RefSeq lists its product as uncharacterized. Gene Ontology annotation, cellular component: nucleus; cytoplasm. Lineage: Eukaryota; Metazoa; Arthropoda; Insecta; Thysanoptera; Thripidae. The transcript is spliced from 14 exons. The coding region runs from base 375 to 5957 and encodes 1860 amino acids. The record is from RefSeq and is a predicted model, not a curated record. Gene Ontology annotation, molecular function: microtubule binding.